Messenger RNA from Plasmodium inui San Antonio 1, 2133 nucleotides. RefSeq lists its product as hypothetical. Lineage: Eukaryota; Apicomplexa; Aconoidasida; Haemosporida; Plasmodiidae. Gene Ontology annotation, cellular component: nucleolus. Gene Ontology annotation, molecular function: GTP binding; RNA binding; GTPase activity. The record is from RefSeq and is a predicted model, not a curated record. Bases 1 to 2133 code for a protein of 710 amino acids. The transcript has a single exon. Gene Ontology annotation, biological process: ribosomal large subunit biogenesis.
AUGAAGGAAUCCAGCCUGUACCGAUUCAAGGACAUCAAGCCGGUGGUGAACGCGAAGGAGCUGGUAGACGUGGUGCUCUCAAGGACGCAGAGGAAAACACCGACAGAAAUACACAAGGGAUUCAAAAUAACCAGAAUUAGAAACUUCUACAUGAGGAAGGUUAAAAUGUGCCAAGAGCUCUUCCGAGAGAAAUUGCAGACCACAAUAAAUGAUUUCCCCAAAUUGGACGAUAUCCAUCCGUUCUACUCCGACCUGGCAAACAUCCUGUACGAUAGGGAUCACUACAAGUUGGCCCUGGGACAAUGCAGCUAUGUAGUAAAAUCAGUAAAGCGCAUCUGCCAGGACUAUAUCAAAUUAUUGAAGUUCAGUUCAUCUCUGUACAAAUGCAAGAUGCUAAAAAUCAGUGCGCUAGGACGUAUGUGUAAAAUGGUGAAAAAAUUACAGCCCAGUUUAGUUUACCUGGAAGAAGUGAGACAGAACUUAACCCGGCUCCCAUCCAUAAACCCUCAUAAGAAGACCAUUCUCCUAGCUGGUGCUCCGAAUGUGGGAAAGUCUUCAUUUAUUAAUAUCGUCUCUCGAGCUAAUGUGGAGGUCCAGCCUUAUUCCUUCACCACGACCAAUUUGUAUGUCGGCCAUUUUGAUUAUAACCUGAACCGAUUCCAAGUUAUCGACACACCAGGAUUGCUUGACCGAUCUUUGGAAAAUAGAAAUACCAUCGAGAUGACGACCAUCACUGCACUGGCUCACAUUAACGGAGUUAUCCUUUUUAUUAUCGACAUAAGUGAGGAAUGCGGUAUGUCCAUUAGGGAACAGGUCAAUCUUUUUCACUCAAUUAGGACUCUCUUUCGGAACAAGUCAGUCGUAAUCGGGUUCAACAAAAUAGACAAGACGAAUCUGGAUGGUCUUUCUGUCGAUAAUAAAAUGCUCAUCAAACAGAUUAUCGAUGAUUCGAAGGUGCCCGUGAAGUUUUGCUCCUUCAGUACACUCACUGGGGUAGGGGUGGAGGAAGCAAAAGGGGUUGCUUGCGAUAUGCUGAAAAGUGACCAGGCUGCUGAGUUCCAGCUGGAUCGUGAAAAUUUACUCAACGCCAAGUUGCGUGAGCGCAGGGUCAACGAGCAGCGCGCGCCUUUCAUUCCGGAGUCCGUCAUCCGGGAACGCCAGGAGAGGAGGCAGCGGGGGGAGGAAAAACAGGGCACAGCUGCAGUGGCUACAAGCGAGGGUAACAUGGCAGACGCCGCGAAAGUGGUUGACGUGGACGGCAAUACCAUCGCCGACCAGAGCGCCGCUAACGAGAGCACCCCCCUCACGAUGCGCGAAGCGAAGCUGAAGAAGAAGAACAAGUCCAGGCAGAGUUACCUGAGCAACCGCAAAGACGACCGCGUCCUGCAAAUCGAUCUGCAAAACGAGCGCGGAGGCGCGGGGGUCUACUCUGUCGAUGUCAGAAGCGUGUACGACAUAAAGGAGGAGCACAAAUAUGAUGUGAUCCCCGAAAUAUACAAUGGAAAAAAUAUCAGCGAUUUUGUAGACUUGGACAUAGAACAGAAAUUACUCGAGUUGGAAAAGGAAGAGCAGGAAAUGUUCGAUCAAGACGCAGAGAUCGAUCCCAUGUGGUUUAAGACGAAAAGGAUUUUGGAGCGCAUGGCUCUAAGACUAAAGGGACUCAAACUCAGUGCCAAAUUAAAUGAGGAGAAGCAACCACUGUAUCAUAAAAAAAACAAAACUAUUGAAGAGAUGGGCAAAAAAUUGGAUAGCCUGAAAUUGGACAAGGAAAAGAUACUCAGGAGUAUGACCGAGCGGGCCAGAAGAAAGGGCACACUAAAGGGAGCAGCAAGGAAUAAUGGCACGUCCAAGAGAUCUUCGAAAACCCUCCUAAACGUGGAGAAAGUGAAAAAGGACAUUUUCAAGAAGAAGCAAAUUAAGGAUAAAGUCUAUGGAGACCCAACGAAGAAGUCCAAGAUUUUCCAGAGCACAUCCACUGAGUUGCAGAGGAGAAAGGCGUACAAGCUGAACAAAGCUGCGUACAGGAAGAUCCAAAAGGGAACGAAAGGGGAGGCGGACCGCUCCAUCCCCGCGAAGAAGCCACGACACUUGUUUUCGGGCAAGAGGUCCAUAGGUAAGACCUCUAGGCGCUGA